AUGGUCUACUACUACAAGUCGGCCGUGGUUGACCCGCCCGGCUUCAUCUACGUCGGCAAGGAUAAAUUCGAGAACGAAGAUCUCAUCAAGUUCGGCUGGGACCAAGAUGUCUGGGUACGACGACGCACAAACCUGACUUUGCUCUCCGCCGCACAUAUCUACCUGCGGAUGAGCGACGACCAAAAAUGGGACUCCCUCCCCGAGGAGCUCGUCAUGGACCUCGCCCAGCUCACCAAGGCCAACUCCAUCGAAGGCAACAAAAAAGACCAAAUCACCGUCAUCUACACGCCAUGGUCCAAUCUCAAAAAGGACGGCUCCAUGGACGUCGGCCAAGUAUCUUUCAAGAACCCGCGCCUCGUCAAGCGCAUCAUCGUCCCCGCGCGCGAGAACCCCAUCGUCAACCGCCUCAACAAGACCAAGACGGAAGUCAAGCAGCCGGACCUCAAACAGGAAAAAGACGACCGGGACAAGGAACUCCGUCGCAAGGCCAACGCCGCUCUCCAAAACAAGAAAAAGGAAGAGGCGCGACAGGCGCAGGAGUGGAAGGAGAAGAAGUGGCAAAAGGACCAUGCGUAUGAUGACUUGUUUACAGAGGAGAACAUGGAUAUGCAGAGCAACCAGAACCGAACGGCGGACUGGGAGGAUGACUUUAUGUAG
This is a messenger RNA of Akanthomyces muscarius, 657 nucleotides long. RefSeq lists its product as uncharacterized. The transcript has 6 exons. Lineage: Eukaryota; Fungi; Ascomycota; Sordariomycetes; Hypocreales; Cordycipitaceae. The coding region runs from base 1 to 657 and encodes 218 amino acids. The record is from RefSeq and is a predicted model, not a curated record.